AUGUAUCCAAGCCCGAUGAAUCGGCAGUCGAGCGAGCAGGAUGAUGUCGCGUUUUUGUUGCAGUUGGAGAAAAACUGCUCAAAUGACGACGCCUCCUUCGACCUAAACUUCGAGUUCAACCUCGAGCUCAAGAUCGAGGACCUCAUCGCCAGCCCAACGCGGCUUUGUCAACGGGUUCCGACCCCAGGAUUAUUUAUCGGAUUUGGAGGACGAUUCUUGAGAGAUGAGCAUAUUGACCAAAGCUGCAUCGGCUUCAACCAGCUCUGUAUCCGCUUCUUCAAACGUGUUUUUCGAAUGACGGAUCGUAAAAUAGUGCCGUUAUUGAAGGAAAUACAAAUGUCCGACGCGGAAUAUGUCGUACUCAAGAAUGUGAUGAUGUUCAGUGCAGGAUUUGACCUGCCCGAGCCCGAAUCUGCUGUAGCAAGAGAUGCGCGAAGGAAGUAUGAUGCACUUUUGGCGAAGGCACUACGAGAGCGAAUACACGAAGAAAAGCGAGCUAUAGAGAUUACUGGGAAGAUUAUGGAGAUUGUGCAUUUGGUGCAGGACUUCUUUGAGAAGGUGGCCACCAACGUCGUCAGCCUGGCUAUCAAGUCACUCGCCGAGGCGAAGAGACGCAGUCUCGAGGAGGUCAGAAAGGUGCUGAAGGAGUCGAUCGUCGACCUCGAGAUGUACAUGCUCCAAGGCGAGAAACCUGGCUACCUGGCCUUUGAGAAGAAGAGGCAGGUGGCCAAGGAGUUGGCCAAGAUCGCGCGCGAGGGCAAGGUGCGGACGCUGGAUGACGCGUUCUUCGUGGCCGACGGGCUCGUCUCCCGUAUCACCGACGAGCUGCCGGAGGGCAAC
Molecule: messenger RNA, 840 nt
Organism: Mesorhabditis spiculigera
Lineage: Eukaryota; Metazoa; Nematoda; Chromadorea; Rhabditida; Rhabditidae
Source: the annotation of a GenBank genome assembly